UCUGCUGCCGUCUGCUGGAAGAGAAGCGCUCCCUGUGGAGUAUUUGAAAAGUUUGGUGAUAUGCUGGAAAAGGUGGUCACCGGUAUCCGUGCGAUGGGGUCACGAGGAAGCAAGAGCAAAAACGCGGAGGGAGAAAACCGGGAGCCAAUGAGCAAGAGGAGGGAGUAAUUCGUAGAUGACCGGCACCACGACAACGUGGGUGGUCGUGAUCCCUAGGGUAGCGAAGGGUAGCGUCGAAGUCGGAGGGCGGAGGGUACGCAACGGCGUGCGUGUGGUCCGCCCGGCGUCGUUGAGUAUAGAGAAUGCUAUUGGAGUGCAGUGCUUCGCUUUGUCUGAAAAGACGACGCUUCCAGAGGAGCGAGAAGCCACCUCAUAGUAAAAGACGCUGCCCACCGCAACAGCAGCCAAAGAUAUUCUUAACGGCAAACUUGAGGGAUGUCCCAGAAAGUAUAGAAAAAAAAGGCGAAUUAUUACUGUUUUUGGUAAUAAGACCCAACCAAGAUCAAGAUGGCCCCGUUUAAAUUGCUGCUGUUGCUGUUCAUUUUCAAAGUGAGAUCUGAGUCCACUCACGGCUUUUCCCCAGAUACUAGUAUUGGAAAUGAGACAUGGAAUGAAUUGGACAUUACUAGUACAAGGCACAGGCACAAGGACAAAAGUUUUUUGUUAGACAGAUAUCCUGUUGGCGAAUUGCCAACGGAUUACGCAAAUUGCAGAAGAUCUGCAAAAUGCAUUGAUAUCAGCAACAGGACAUUGUGCAUGGGCACGAAGUUACCGUAUUCUACUACCACCUUAGAUCUGAUUCCUGAGUCAACCACUGAGGAGCACAUUCAGGAGAGAUUGCAUUUGUUGCAAGGUUUAAGGCACAUUCCGAAAUGCUGGGCAGUGGUUCAACCAUUUUUAUGUUCACUCUUCAUGCCUAAAUGUAUUAAUGGCACUGUAGAUUUGCCCUCUCAAGAAAUGUGUAAAAUGAUAUCUGGCCCAUGCCGUUUGUUAUUCAAUCACACUAUAUGGCCAAGUUUCAUCAAAUGUGAUAAUGCAGAACUAUUUCCGAGAAUGUGUAAAAAUGAUAUCAGAGAAUUCAAAUUCAACACAUCUGGCAAAUGCUUGUCGCCACUUGUCCCCACCGACAAUUCACUUUCGAUAUUUGAAGGUGUCGAGGGCUGUGGCACGCAAUGCAAUGAUCCACUUUUUACAUCAGACGAACAGCGGCAGAUUCAUUCUUUUGUCGCCUGGGCUGCUGGAAUUUGUCUGGUGUUCAACUUAUUCACCGUGGUAACAUUUUUGAUAGACUGGAGGAGUGCCAACAAAUAUCCAGCUUUGGUGAUAUUUUACAUCAACAGUUGUUUUAUGGUUUCUUGCGUGGGCUGGCUUGCGCAGUUCAGCCCUGGUAGCAGAGAUGUUAUUGUCUGCCGCAAAGAUGGGACGUUGAGAAUGAGUGAACCAAGUGGCGAGAACUUAUCCUGUGUCGUAGUAUUUGUAUUGGUUUACUACUUCCUUAUGGCAGCUAUGGUUUGGUUUGUCAUUCUCACAUAUGCCUGGCACAUGAGUUUCCAGGCUCUUGGAAAAAUUCAUGAUCGAAUUGAUAAAAAAGGAGCAUAUUUUCAUCUCAUCGCUUGGUGUCUUCCUCUUGUAUUGACAGUCACGAUAAUGGCUUUGGGAGAAAUAGACGGUAAUAGUGUAACUGGAAUAUGUUUUGUUGGAUAUGCGAAUCACAUGGUGAGAGCUUGGUUUCUGUUGGGACCUGUGCUAGCUGUGCUGCUGGUUGGAGGAUAUUUCUUAUCGAGAGGAUUGAUAACAUUAAUUCAUCUGAAGAUCAGCAGUCAGGAAAUAAUAUCUGAGCGGGCCAGCUCUAAAAUUCGUGAAACGAUUGUUAGAAUGGGAUUGUUCUCUAUAUUCACUUUUGUAGCAGUAAUCGUGACUUUUUAUUGUCAUAUCUAUGAAUUUCAACAUUCUUGGGAAUGGAGACAAAGCUUUAGAGACUAUAUGAUCUGUUCCAUCACAUCGAAAUAUGCAGAUACAUCUGAGUGUAAAAUGACGUCAAGACCUAGUGUCGCCAAGCUUCAGUUGCACUUGCUAUCACCAUUUUUUGCUGGAGUUUUAAUGUCUUCCUGGGUCUGGACAGGAUCAACGGUUGACACAUGGACAAGAUUUCUCAGACGCACUUUCAACUGUGAGGCAGAAGAGCCAAUCAAACUGAAGAAGCACAAAGUGAUUGCCCAAGCUUUUGCGAAAAGAAAAACAUUCAACAACGCCGGAAGAUUGUCUAUUAGUUUUCACAACACACACGAAGAUCCGGUUGGAUUGAAUUUUGAUUUAAAUUCAGUAGCAUCUCAAGAUUUUAGUUCAACAUGGGCAGCUGCAUUGCCAAAGCUAGUAACCAGAAGGGGAGCUUUAGUCGGAGUAACUACAGGAUCCGUAUCGAGUAACCGGAGGAAUUCUGUAGACUCAGAAAUAAGUUUCAGUGUUCGACGUGUGUCCGUAGAAUCCCGAAGAAAUUCGUUAGAUUCGCAAAUCUCUGUUCAAAUUGCGGAGCUCAAAACAACGAGAAAAGUGGCGUCGUCAACUUUACCUGGAAAUUCACGUAACAGACGAGGAAAACGUAGGAGACGAGAGUUUGGAAAAUCAAGAUCCGGAAAAGUGGGACCGCUAUUUCGCAGAGGCAGUACAACAUCGCAAGAAAGUCAAUUAGGAGCUCAGAUUCUCUCGGCUCUAACCAUUGGAGGGAAUCCUAAUAUUCCAUCCUUACAGAUGCCUAACAUGAAGAGAAGAUCCGCCAGUGCGGGUCUAGAUGGGCAAAUUUUGAAUUCAAAAAUAUUGGACGGUAAAAAUGCUGGAAUGCUGCUGCCUUUUUUAUUCCCAGGGCACAGUGAAAGUGAUGAGAAUUUGAGUAGUGAAGAAAAAGGUCCCCCAAACGCGUUGCGUAAAGAUGUGGAUGUGGAAGCUGGCAAUGUUGACAAAGAAGAGCAGGACAGUGAAAGUGAAGACAGUCAUGCUGAAGAGGAUACGAAAAUGCUGAACGUUGAGGAACCUCCAGAGCGUAGUAGAAGUAAAACAAGCAACAAAAGUGCAAAAAGUUACAGCCAUGACGGUAGUAAGAGAAACAAGGAAAUAAAAGUGAAAAACAUAGAAAUAGAAUUGAAAGACAUGUACAGAAAGCCAGGAAUGGGGGAUCUGGCAUCCAGUUUGACAUCAUACUGUCCAGAGCUUACCCGACUCAUUCAGUCUGAUGAUUCAAAAACCAAGUCAAUGAAACGUCAAAAUGAUGACUCAAGUAUUCUUACAAGUGCUAGGGAGAUAGCUACACAAACAUCGCUCCCCUUGGAUAUCCUAGAGAUGGAAGAACUCAAACAGAGUAUCGAUGAAAUAAUCAAUAGUAGAACUUGCAGUUCUAAAGGGACCCAAAUUUCUCCCCAGCUCAACAAAACAACGAACCGUAAGACCUCUGACAUUAGAUAAAUGAUUUGUAGAAAUUAGAAGUUUCAAUUAAUAUUGAUCUACGUGUACAACUCGCUGAAUAUCGAAUUCGCAGCUGGAUUAUUCGCAACAUUAGACUGAAGUAGCAAAUCAUAAAUUUCAACUAAUUUGUGAAAUGACUGAAACUUUACGACAUGACUUUUUGAAAUGUUUAAAGCUAUACGGGUGCUGACAAUCAACUUAAUUAUUGAACCAGUGCCUUUGCUCUCAUUAAGAAGUGUGAACCUCGGAAUUCACAAGUAGGUCCACCAGACAAUGGGUAUUUCGUGAUAUACGUUAUAUGUGUAAAAACAAUUCAGUGUACAUAGCAUCUAAACUUUUUCAUUGUUAGCGAGUUAAUAAUGCAAGGGCAUCCAAGAAAUGUUAUGACAGGUUCUUCAGUUUUGUUGAGCAAUAUCUCUGGUGUCUACUAGAUACAGUCAUGACCAUGAGGAAGCAUUGAGCAAUGUUUGAAAGACUGGGUACGUCAAAUCUACCAUACAGUAUCAUAGGCCGAUCAUAAUAUGGAUGCACCAACUUGAACAAGCAUUCACGUGAGUUAUUUUACUUAACAUUAUGGAUAGUAUUUUAUAAUUAGCGAAUAUUUUAUGCGAUAAUUAAUAAAUUGGCGAAAUAAUUUUGUACCACCAUAAAAACGAAUAGAAAAUUUAUUGUUUAUAUGUUUAAAUACGUCGCUAUUUUAAGUGAAGACUGAUGUAUAACGUAAUACAUUCGAACCCAUCGAAAAAAUGUCGACAAAUCAGUCUUUUCCUUCAAACUUAAUAUGAACUGUGGGCGUAUUAACGUGCCAUGUAAUAGAAGUUAAGAUGUAAUGUCAUGCUGGAAAAGACACUUAGAUAAAUAUUGCCUUGAAGAAGUCAUUUUGUUAUGGAUAUACCGUAAUCAGCGUCCUGUCCAUUAUCACUUACGUACAUACGUGUAAUAAAGUUUUAUCAAACUAUACAUUAUAACGUUAUGAUUGAAAAAAUCCAAAAAUGAAAGUUUUUGUAAAAUUUGUAAUAAGACCACAGGUAAGCCGUAAGACUAUUAAAGCUUUAUUGCAUAAGAAAUUAACGUAGACAUUCAUAAUGAACACAUUUCAGUAAACAUUAACAUGCUUCAAGGCAACAAGGUCUUGUUCCUUUGUACGUAAGAAAAUGAACGCUAUUUCCAAUUUACUAUAUCCUUGCACUUACAAAUAAAAAUCUAAGCUUUAUUUACAGCUUACUCGUCGAUUUAAGAAUCUUUAUCUCUCUACAAAUUUCUCAAAAUUACCUUACACAUGAGAUUGUUGUAACAACUGCCUUAUACUACCUAGAUUUAUUGCCACGGUUGUUAUUAUUAUUAUUACUAGUAUUACUAUUAUUAUUAUUAUUGCUCAAUCUCAUCAUCGUCGACAGUUUUAUGCUGAAUUUCAGAUCACAUGGCAGACGUAUGAUGACGUUUUUACAGUAAAUAACAAAUGCAACUGUUGGGAGAAAAUGACAAUCACCCGUGAUUGAAUGAUAUGAAUCAACAAUAAAAAAAUAUUUAACGAUUUACUCAUAUAA
This is a messenger RNA of Athalia rosae (coleseed sawfly), 5003 nucleotides long. RefSeq names its product protein smoothened (gene smo). The coding region runs from base 508 to 3456 and encodes 982 amino acids. Gene Ontology annotation, cellular component: plasma membrane; dendrite; cilium. Gene Ontology annotation, biological process: commissural neuron axon guidance; positive regulation of smoothened signaling pathway; smoothened signaling pathway. Gene Ontology annotation, molecular function: patched binding; transmembrane signaling receptor activity. The record is from RefSeq and is a predicted model, not a curated record. NCBI's taxonomy places the organism in Eukaryota, Metazoa, Arthropoda, Insecta, Hymenoptera, Athaliidae. The transcript is spliced from 8 exons.